This is a messenger RNA of Sphaeroforma arctica JP610, 398 nucleotides long. RefSeq lists its product as hypothetical. The transcript has 3 exons. Gene Ontology annotation, molecular function: glutaminase activity. NCBI's taxonomy places the organism in Eukaryota, Ichthyosporea, Ichthyophonida. The annotation marks the transcript as partial. The record is from RefSeq and is a predicted model, not a curated record. Gene Ontology annotation, biological process: L-glutamine catabolic process.
AUGUGUCAUAUGUCUUUUCUCUCUCUCAUAUUCCACAUCGCCGUCCACAACACCCACUGCAGUGGAAACUUCGCCUUUGAGUUUGGGUUCCCCUGUAAGGCAGCCAUAUCCGGAGCCACUAUCAUGGUCAUCCCUGGCGUCUGUGGCAUUGCCAUGUACAGUCCGAAGCUCGGAAAGCACCGCAUGAGCACAGCGGCGUUUCUGUUCAGUCAGAGACUAACGGCCAGAUAUCGCGUGCACAAUUUACUGUCUCAGACCCACACCGUGGGUUCGUGCGUGGGCGCCACUGACUUGCGUGACCCAUGUGAGUACAGAGGAACGCAGAAUGAACAGAUCUGCAACAACCUCGUACGCGCAGCUGCCACAGGAGACAUCCCCGGCAUACGCCGACUGUUCAG